Messenger RNA from Nannochloropsis gaditana CCMP526, 720 nucleotides. RefSeq lists its product as uncharacterized. The transcript has a single exon. The record is from RefSeq and is a predicted model, not a curated record. The coding region runs from base 1 to 720 and encodes 239 amino acids.
AUGGCACAGCUCCUCCAAGAAGAAGUGAUAGAGGAGGACCGGUUGGAGGGGCUGUUGGAGGAGGACGAGGGGGAGCAAGAGGAGGAGGGGGAGCAAGAGGAGGAGGAGGAGGAGCGCCAAGGACCAAUACCCGCGCCGUCUGGGCGGAAUGAGGAAGACGCGGAAGGAAAAUCGCUGGGCCUGGGCAGGGAAAAGCAUCAUAAGGGGGUGCCCGAGGGGGGCAAAGCGGAUGCGCGGGGGAGAAGGCAGGAGGAAGACGGGGAGAUGCAAGUGGUCGGCUUCACCCGGCAUGGGUCCUCAAUCGCCCUGCUGAAUACAUCGCAGACGAUGGUUUCGUCUUCUUCCUCCACCUGGGAGCCACGUCAACUUGCCACAGCACGUAGCCUAUUCAACGUGUCGGCUUCUCCUGAACCGAUGAUCGCCUCUAUGAGCUCUUUUCGGCCUUCAAAAGAAAAAAGCACAGGAAGGAAGGAUAUCGAUGUUGCGAGCCACAGCGAGAAGAAUCAAGUGACUGGGGAUAAGAGCCUCCAGCAGACCUCGAAAUGGUGGAUACCGUUCUGGGGGAAUCGCAUGGACAGCAGGGGUGCGGUUGCGAGAAAGAUAGAGGCUGAGAAGGGUGGAGCGAGAGAGAAGAAGGCCCAGGGCCACGAUCAAGGAAAAGGAGGACGCAGGGGGGGUCGGGGAGACCAGUCACUCACUAUGGAACUUUCAUCAUUGUGA